Messenger RNA from Thelazia callipaeda (thelaziosis nematode), 588 nucleotides. The record is from the annotation of a GenBank genome assembly. NCBI's taxonomy places the organism in Eukaryota, Metazoa, Nematoda, Chromadorea, Rhabditida, Thelaziidae.
AUGUCUGCACCUUCACGGCAAAUUAAAUGUGUUGUGGUUGGUGAUGGUACUGUAGGCAAAACAUGUAUGUUGAUAUCGUACACGACGGAUUCAUUUCCCGUAGAAUAUGUCCCUACAGUAUUUGAUAAUUUCUCAGCACAGAUGAUUGUUGAUGGACACGCCGUCAAUCUAGGCUUGUGGGAUACUGCUGGACAAGAAGAUUAUGAUCGUCUACGGCCACUAAGUUAUCCUCAAACUGAUGUCUUUGUUUUGUGCUUCAGUAUAGUUGCUCCUGUAUCUUUUGAUAAUGUGAUUACUAAGUGGAUACCAGAAAUUCGUCAUAAUUGCCCAGAUGCGCCAAUACUUUUAAUAGGAACAAAGCUGGACUUACGAGAUGAUCCAGAAACAUUAAGGAUUCUGAAUGCUGAUGGGAAGCAGCCAGUGACUAAGAACCAAGGACAGAAAGUUGCUAGACGAAUUAAAGCAGUUAAAUAUCUUGAAUGUAGCGCUUUAACACAGCAAGGCUUGAAAACAGUUUUUGAAGAAGCUGUGCGAGCAGUUAUAGCGCCAAAACCUACGGGCAAAAAUAAAAAUUGUACGAUUUUGUAG